This is a messenger RNA of Staurois parvus, 366 nucleotides long. NCBI's taxonomy places the organism in Eukaryota, Metazoa, Chordata, Amphibia, Anura, Ranidae. The record is from the annotation of a GenBank genome assembly.
CUUUCACCCCUUCCAGUCCGGACACUUUCCCCCCCUUCCAGUCCGGACACUUUCCCCCCCUUCCAGUCCGGACACUUUCCCCCCCUUCCAGUCCGGACACUUUCCCCCCCUUCCAGUCCGGACACUUUCACCCCCUUCCAGUCCGGACACUUUCCCCCCCCUUCCAGUCCGGACACUUUCCCCCCCUUCCAGUCCGGACACUUUCACCCCCUUCCAGUCCGGACACUUUCCACCCCCUUCCAGUCCGGACACUUUCCCCCCCUUCCUUCCGGACACUUUCCCCCCCUUCCUGUCCGGACACUCCCCCCCCCCUUCCAGUCCGGACACUUUCCCCCCCUUCCAGUCCGGACACUUUCCCCCCCUUCC